GUGAUUUUUACUUAAAAAUGAAACAAAUAGAAAUAGACAAAGAAUCAGAUCAACCUACUAUUUAAGAAGAAACCUUACUAAAGACUGAAUAAUAUUUAUGUCCAGCCAAUAGAAAUCAUAAAUUGUAAAGUCUUGACAAAUUAUUGUCUCAUCUUCAUACUUGUAAAGAAGUUAAAUUACCAGAUAAACCAAGAUUUGUUUAUUAUUGUUAAGUAUUUUCUCUAUCUAAUAAAGUAUUAUUAAGGGCAUUGUUUUUUAACAACAGAAGACAGAGAAAAACAUGAAAGAAUUUGUUAAUGGAAAUUAGGGUUAAAAAAAUAGACUGAUCCUACAGCCAAUAAAUAUUCAAUAAUAUAACCACUUGGAAAACCUAUUAAUCCUUAGUAAUAGUAAAAGCCUGUCGCUUAUAGUGAAUAAUAAUAAAGAAAUUAUGAGUAUGCUAUCAAGAAAGGUUUAAUAAAGAAAAAAGGAACUAAUGAAUAUAUUCCAGAAGAUGGUUUCGAAUUUAAUAAAGAUUUUAAAAAAGUUGAUGAAUUGAUGAAGUUGUAAAUAUAAAAAAAUAUUUCCGGUUUAUAUUUUAAUUUUAUAAUAGAUUAAAAUUAGAAUAACAUACAGUUUACAUUUUAAAAUUGUUUUUUUAUGGUCUAACCUUAAAAUAAAUAAUUGAUAGAAUUUUUAGUAAAGAGAAUGCCUUAUAACUUAUAUUUUAGAAAAUUUAAAGUAUCAAUACAAAUAAGCAAUUUUAGUUUUACAAAGAAGAUGAGAAGAACUAAAUUGUAUAAAAAUUAUUGAUGAAGGAGUAAAAGAGAGAGAAAAGAAAAAAAAAAAAUAAGCCUGAGAUUAAAUAUACUUUUUUAAAUUAGAUACCUAAUGAUAUUCCUGUAAAUUUAUUGAAUUUUAAUUCAUACGAAGAUUAUUUAGAUAAAUAAUACGAAGUAAGUUUAAAUUAAAAUUUAGGAAUUCGUAAGUUGUAAGAAAAUGGAAGAAGAAAAUAUUCUAACAUCUACUUUUUUAUUGACAACUGAAAAAAAAGCAAUUUUCAUUUUGUAGAUUGGAAAAGAUUUUGAUGAAAUAUUCGGUAAAAAUAUUAAUCUUUUGGAUUUUAAAGCCAUAUUUUCAGAUUACAUAGCAUUUUCUUUUAGAAAAGAUGAAAAUAUUAAAAAACAAAUAGAACCAUAUCUUGAGCAAAAAAAAACAGAACCUAAUGAUACGAAUAAAAAUUAAAAAUAAAAUUAAAACAUUUUUGAAGAAGAAAUAGAUAUUUAAUAAUAAAGAUUGAUUGGAGAACUAAAAGCUAAAUUAGAGAUUUAAAAAUAAAAAAACUAAGAAGAUAAAAGUUAAUUAGAGAGAAAUUAAAGAGAAUUAUAAGAUUUAAUUGAAAAGAAAAAAGGUUUAAUAUUGAAAGAAUCAGAUAUCGAAUAGUAGAUUAAGAGGGUAAAUGCUUAAAUAAAUUCAUAUCAUUCAAAAAUAAAGUCAUAUAAAUAAGAAUUAGAAAUUAAAAAUCAAGAAAAAAUAAAAAUUUUAUAUGAUUAAAAGGAAAAAGAAUUGAAUGAAUUUAUUGAUGCAUUGAAUCAGUAGGUUAGUUAGUAUGAAAAUAGUCAAUAAGAAAUAAAAGACGAAAUUUAAAGUUUGAGGGAGGAAAAAUAAAAAUUAAAGAGCACAAUCAGUAGAUUACAACCUUUUAAAUUGUAAUUAGAAAGAUAGUUAGAAGAAUUAUAAAAAUAAGAAAGUAGCGUUCCUUAGUAGAUGACAUAAUCAGAAUAUUAUACUGGGAAUGAAUUUGUAUUUGAUAUUUCUGAGAAAAUAAAAUGUAAGGCAUGUAAAAUAAGAAAAAUAAAUGUUGUUUACAUUCCUUGUGGAGAUGCGGCAUUAUGUAAGAUUUGCCAUGAGAAAUUUGAGUAAUUAUUGCCUCAUGUUUGUCCAAUUUGUGAAAAAUUCGUUAAAAGAGUUUAUCACUUUAUGUGGGAAAAUGAAGGAUGA
Molecule: messenger RNA, 1980 nt
Organism: Paramecium sonneborni
Lineage: Eukaryota; Ciliophora; Oligohymenophorea; Peniculida; Parameciidae
Source: the annotation of a GenBank genome assembly